Messenger RNA from Rhinocladiella mackenziei CBS 650.93, 1422 nucleotides. Its product is annotated as RuvB-like helicase 2. Lineage: Eukaryota; Fungi; Ascomycota; Eurotiomycetes; Chaetothyriales; Herpotrichiellaceae. The record is from RefSeq and is a predicted model, not a curated record. Gene Ontology annotation, cellular component: Swr1 complex; NuA4 histone acetyltransferase complex; Ino80 complex. Gene Ontology annotation, molecular function: ATP binding; DNA helicase activity; ATP hydrolysis activity. The coding region runs from base 1 to 1422 and encodes 473 amino acids. Gene Ontology annotation, biological process: regulation of transcription by RNA polymerase II; box C/D snoRNP assembly; chromatin remodeling. The transcript has 3 exons.
AUGGCGGCACCCAUCACCACGGUGUCGGACAGCCGCGAGGUUCGAGGCCUCAAUCUCAUUGCUGCGCAUUCCCACAUUCGUGGACUGGGGGUCGACCUAGCAACCCUUGAGCCUCGAGGCUCUUCCCAGGGACUGAUCGGGCAAGAGAAGGCACGAAAAGCGGCCGCGGUCAUUCUGCAGAUGGUCAAGGAGGGCAAGAUUGCAGGGAGAGCCGUCCUGGUCGCCGGGCCUCCCAGUACAGGGAAAACGGCCAUCGCGAUGGCAAUGGCACAGUCUUUGGGCCCUGAUGUACCUUUCACGAUGCUUGCAUCUUCAGAGAUUUUUUCACUCGAAAUGUCCAAAACAGAGGCACUGACACAAGCCUUCCGAAAAUCCAUUGGUGUCAGAAUCAAGGAAGAAAGUGAGAUCAUUGAAGGCGAGGUGGUGGAAAUACAGAUUGACCGGAGUGUCUCAGGGGGGAACAAACAAGGGAAACUUACGAUCAAAACGACCGACAUGGAAACCGUCUACGAUAUGGGAGCCAAGAUGAUCGAUUCAAUGACCAAAGAAAGAGUCAUGGCCGGAGAUGUAAUAUCGAUUGAUAAGUCUUCGGGCAAAAUCACCAAAUUGGGGAGAUCGUACACCAGAUCAAGAGACUACGAUGCCAUGGGCGCCGACACGAAAUUUGUGCAAUGUCCAGAAGGCGAGCUACAAGUUCGCAAGGAGGUUGUUCAUACGGUCAGUCUUCACGAGAUCGAUGUAAUCAAUUCUCGGACGCAGGGAUUCCUUGCGCUUUUUUCGGGCGAUACUGGUGAAAUUCGAAGUGAGGUGCGCGACCAGAUCAACACCAAAGUUGGAGAGUGGAAAGAGGAGGGGAAAGCCGACAUCAUUCCCGGCGUGCUAUUCAUUGACGAGGUGCACAUGUUGGACAUCGAGUGUUACUCCUACAUAAAUCGCGCAUUGGAGGCGGACCUGGCACCCAUUGUCAUUAUGGCAAGCAACAGAGGGAAUACUCGCAUUCGCGGAACGACGUACAACUCGCCUCAUGGCCUCCCUCUGGAUUUUCUCGACCGUGUGGUCAUCAUCAGCACCCAACCCUAUUCACCCGAAGAGAUCUCCCAGAUACUGGCUAUCCGUGCCCAGGAAGAGGAAGUCGAUCUCUCCGCUGAUGCACUUGCCCUCCUUACGAAAAUCGGUCAAGAGUCGGGUUUGAGAUAUGCCAGCAACAUCAUCACCACGUCCACAUUACUUGGUCAAAAACGCCGAGCCAAAGAAGUAAGCAUUGAAGACGUCCAGCGAAGCUACAGACUAUUCUAUGACCCGGCAAGAUCUAUCAAGCUCGUCAGCGACUUCGAAAAACAGUUCAUCAAUGAGAAUGGAGAGGUCAAUUUUGCUGUGAACGGUACUAAUGGAACUCAUGGUGAUGCAAUGGAUACUGCUUGA